Messenger RNA from Nymphaea colorata (pocket water lily), 537 nucleotides. RefSeq lists its product as uncharacterized. Lineage: Eukaryota; Viridiplantae; Streptophyta; Magnoliopsida; Nymphaeales; Nymphaeaceae. The record is from RefSeq and is a predicted model, not a curated record. Bases 89 to 460 code for a protein of 123 amino acids. The transcript is spliced from 4 exons.
UGAAGGAGGAGGAAACCAUGGGUGCACAGCUCCUGGUUUAUAAUGGCGGGGUUGACUGCGUUAGCCCACAGGAAUUUGAAGUCUCCCUAUGGAGAGAAGCCAAGAUAAAUACCCAUGCGCUGCACACGCUCUUCAUGUCUUACAGCUGAAAUCGAUACAGCUUCAGAUUUUGCAGGAAGGAAACCAAUCAAUCGCCAUGCGUUGGCUCAAACCGGAGGUGUACCCGCUGCUGGCUGCCAUGGGUUUCGUAAGCAGCAUCUGCGUCUUCUCCCUCACCCGCAAUCUCUUCAUGAACCCCGACGUCAGAAUCAACAAGGAACACCGGGCGACUGCUGUUCUUGAGAACUAUGAAGAAGGAGAGAGGUACGCGGAUCAUGGCUUCCGCAGAUUUCUCCGAACACGUCCGCCGGAGGUCAUGCCUGCCAUUAACAGCUUCUUCUCCUCCGAUUCCAACAAAUAGAGUAAUUAACAUGUAAAACACACGUACGUGCUUGUGUGUGCGCGUUAUGAUUUGAUUCAAUGGAUUUGAUGCCCAUA